Messenger RNA from Triplophysa rosa, 3209 nucleotides. It is a transcript of the gene gpr63, whose product is annotated as G protein-coupled receptor 63. Lineage: Eukaryota; Metazoa; Chordata; Actinopteri; Cypriniformes; Nemacheilidae. Gene Ontology annotation, cellular component: membrane. Gene Ontology annotation, biological process: G protein-coupled receptor signaling pathway. The transcript is spliced from 2 exons. Bases 573 to 1706 code for a protein of 377 amino acids. The record is from RefSeq and is a predicted model, not a curated record. Gene Ontology annotation, molecular function: G protein-coupled receptor activity.
AGCAUGAGCCAAGAGAUGCGCAGGCGAAGCAAGAGGUUGUUACAAAAUACAAUGUGCAUUUUACUAUUUUUAGAAUGAGCUUUUGCACUUGUAAAACCACAUGAUUAAUAACUGUUCUUUUAAACGAAUAAGAAAUUAGACAUCUGCUUUACAGAUUCAUCAGACAGAAGUAAACGAACAGAAGUAACAUUUAUUUUACGGAUUAGUCCUUCUUUAAGAAACUGAGGUGUUAUAUUAUUACUCCUUCAAAUACAUUUUAUGGAUGUCUUAGCUGCAAAUGUUGGGUUGUCGGGGCUACAAACAUCUGCAGGAUGGAUCCGUGUAAAUCUCAGCAUAUGAUAUGGCAAUGUGAAUGAUGCAUCGUUUAUUUAAUCCAAGCUACGGACUAAAAGCAAGGAUCUGCCACAUCUGGCUAGUGACUUCUCAUAUUGACUGAGCAAGCUUUCCUUACAAUGUAAAUGCAAGAAGGAUACUUUAUUUCCCCACUAGGCCACCUGUAGCUUCUGGGCAGCCUAGCCCCCUCUGCUCUUUCUGCCUGGGAAACUGACCCAGUCAACGGAUAUAAGAGGAGAAUGGAGAAUUCCUCUACAAAAGACAACACCUCCCUAGACUUCAGGACACUGGCUGAGUAUGUAACACCCACAACUGUGUGGCAGGACCCCAUUCAGGGGCUUAACCUGCCCCUUCAAGUGUUUUUAUGUCUGGUUAUCAUCUGUGUGCUGCUGCUUGCCUUUCUGGGCAACAUGGUUAUCUGUGUGAUGGUUUACCAGAGAGCCGCUAUGCGCUCUGCUAUUAACAUCUUGCUAGCCAGUUUGGCCUUUGCUGAUAUGAUGUUAGCAGUCCUCAACAUGCCCUUUGCUCUAGUUACCAUGGUGACCACACGGUGGAUCUUUGGAGAGGUGUUUUGCCGCAUUUCAGCUAUGUUCUUCUGGAUGUUUGUGUUGGAGGGGGUUGCUAUUUUGCUUAUUAUCAGUGUGGACCGCUUCCUGAUCAUUGUGCAAAAGCAGGAUAAACUAAGUCCACGCAGAGCCAAAGUGUUGAUCGCAGUAUCAUGGUCUACAUCGUUCUGCCUUUCCUUCCCUCUUGCUAUUGGACAACCUGCCCUAUACAUCCCCCCCAGAGCACCACAGUGUGUUUUUGGAUACACAGUUGAGCGUGGUUACCAUGCCUAUGUAGUACUAAUUAUGAUGGUAUUCUUCUUUGUACCAUUUUUAGUCAUGCUGUACACAUUUAUGGGGAUCCUAAAUAGGCUACGCCACAACGCGUUGCGCAUUCACUCCCAUCCUGACUCUAUCUGUCUCAGCCAGGCCAGCAAGCUGGGUCUGAUGAGUCUACAAAGGCCUUUUCAGAUGAACGUUGACAUGAGCUUUAAAACACGUGCCUUCACCACAAUCCUUAUUCUUUUCUCUGUCUUUACUGCAUGCGGGGCUCCAUUUGCCACCUAUAGUCUGUUAUCUACCUUCAGUCAUACCUUUUACUACAGGCAGAACUUCUUUGAAAUAAGUACAUGGUUACUGUGGAUGUGCUACCUCAAAUCAGCUCUGAAUCCUUUGAUCUACUACUGGCGAAUCAAGAAGUUUCGUGAUGCUUGCCUAGAUCUAAUGCCCAAGUACUUCAAGUUCUUUCCUCAGCUGCCUGGCCACACUAAGAGACGUAUCCGUCCCAGUGCCGUUUAUGUGUGCGGGGAGCAUCGCUCUGUGAUAUAGCGAAGAACUUUUAAUUUUGAUGUUUUUUAUUUUGUUGUGUAAAUUUUAUAAUACAAUCUUGACAAGCUGUGAUAUGUUUGCUCUUAAAACUGCAGGAACUUUUAAUGGUAAGAGACUUUACUGAAGAGAGUUUACAUUAAACUACUUAAAUUGCACAAUGUUUUUAUCUUAUAACUUAUAACUGACUAUAAAUGUUCAGUAUAAGAGUCAGGCGCUGCUAUAUUUGGUGAAAAUGUUUUUUUUCCUUUAGGUUAAAUGCCAUUAAUGUAUGAUCUGCUUUUUUACACACAAGUUUAACUAUUUUAUUGUCUGUAAUAGUGUGAAAAGAAAAAAGCAUUGCUAUCUAAUGAAAGCGUGAAUUAACGGGUAUAUAUAUAUACAUAUAUACUGUAUAAUGAUCUUACAGUGCUGUUGAUAUUUUUAUAUUUUUUUGCCCAAGCACAUUUGACCAAUUUCAAACUACAUCAAUCUUAAAAACUACUGCUAAUUUUGUAUAUAAUUAUUUAUAAGUGAUUGUAUGAACUUGCAUAAUAAUUCUGCACACACUGUCCAGUUAUUCCAGAGUUUGUGUUCAUGAAGUCAGGGAAUUAAAAACAAUAUUUCCAACUUAUAAACUACUAAAAUUGUGACUUAAUAUACAUUUUCUAUCAUAUUUUUAUCCAAGUUUAGAGAGACUGUAUUCUUGUGUACUUCAAUGAAAGGAAAUCCACAAUUUGUAAAUUGUAGGAUAUAUUUUUACAUUAUAAACAGACAGUAGCAACUUGUACUUACAGUUCAUAAGGUAGAGAAUGUAUAAAGAGAAAAUAUGUUUACAAUAUAGUGUGUGUGUGUGUAAUAGUUACAAUAUGUCCUCAAAUUUAUUACAUAUUCUAUAAAAAUGUAUUUUUUUUGUGUAAUUGAUAAAUGUGUUGUGCUUUUACAUUAAAGAAAUGUAGGCUACAUUGUGAACUUCAAUGUGUCAAAAUGUUGUGCUAUAUCAUUUCAACUUGCUAUGACUCAAAAUACACUUUUAUACACCACAAUAAAAUAAACUUUAUGCAUCCUAAUUAUGUAAUUGGUUACUAAUUAUUUUUAAUAUGUGGUCAAUAAAUGCUUUUCAUAGAACUCUGUUCUAUAAGAAUGUCUAAUGAAUUUAUCAUGUUAGGAAUAUUAGUCUCUGUAAGAUAAUAUAAGAUAAGAUCAAUUUACUGGCUAAAUCUUUCUGAAGGAAAUGUUUCUUCCCAGAAUAUACAGGUAGGUUUUUUUUAGUCUUUUGUGAGAGGAUUGUGAUAACCCUGUCAUGAUGUUCAGAUCGACUCUAAAGGGCCGUUCACAUUGAAAUGACAACUACAGUAUAACGAUAAGGUGCGCUGAUGAAGGUGUGCUCGUGUCCGGGAUGUAAAGCAUAUGUUUUGCCAGCUUGCGCAGACAUACGCAUUACAUAUAAUAUCCCGCCGUAAACACACUGCUUUGCGUCUGCUACAGUCUUUAAUUCUGACAUAAAACCUGUGUCGCGAUCCUCAA